AUGUCAACAGAUCCAAACUUAUAUAAUGUGAAUUUAGCAUCUAAACGAACAACAAUGCCUUCAACACCUUGCUUUUUUGGUGAAACUUGUCAAAAUUUUCAUCAACAAACUAGUGACAGUGGUAAUGACAAUAAAACUAAUGAUAAGGAAAAUUAUGGCCACAACAAAAAUGAAUCAGAAAUGAUUGAAUCGAGUGAAAUGGAUUUAAUUUACACUCAAACAGAUAAUGAUAAUCUCACACCAUCUAUAAUACUUACCUCUGAUGAUACUGAUUGGAAACCAUGUGAACAAGGUAGUAUUUCGAGUAUGGAAUCUAUAUCUAAUUCACCAAGUCCUAGGACUUCCUAUAAUUCCUUACUACAUUGGGGUAUUAAUAAUGCACAAGAUGAAAGAGAAUACUUAUUAAACAAAUACAGUGAAUUACCUGGAGAAAUUAUAACAUUCGAAUUACCUUUGAGCACUUUGACUGUCGAAGCAUCUCAUCAUAAAAAUGUGAAUUUAGGUUUAAAACUUGCCGGAAGUAGAGAUUUAAAUCAAAUGAGUGUUUUCGUAUGUGGAAUACAACCAGGAAGUAUCAUUGAACGUGACGGACAUAUAGAAGUUGGCGAUCAAUUAUUAGAACUCAAUAAUCAAGUUUUAUAUGGUCUUAGCCAUUUGAAUGCUGCUCCACUAAUCAGAUCUAUUUAUAUGGAAGUGAUAGGAAGAAGUAGCAAUAUUUUCAGACGUUCAAAAUGUAAUGCUUUGAGGUUUGUGAUACAACGUCAUUCGUCAAAUACAAAUCUUAUGGCAGCAUUAGCAACAAAUCAACAUGCAGAUUCUUCUUCAGAUCGAUCCAGCCGACACACCAGUGUAGAUACAACAACAAGUGCACUAACAUCACCAGUGAAGAACAUAAAUAAAGCAAAACAAUCUAUAGAAUUUAUGAAUUUAGCAUUUGGUGGUUCACAUGGACCUUUAACUCAACAAACAUACUCUACAACGUUGUAUAGAGGUUCUAAAGGAUUUGGAUUUGCAAUAAUGGAACGAAGUGCAACAAAUGAAGAAGGAAUUUAUAUCAAACAAAUCGUUGAAGGUGGUCCAGCUGAUAAAGAUGGUAUUUUAUGUGCUGGCGAUCAAUUAAUUAAAAUAAACAAAAAAGAUGUCACACAUAUACCUUACGACACAGUAGUAGAAUGGAUACGAUCUGCAAAACAUAUUCUUCAUGUACAAGUUACACGGUGGGGUUUCAAUAUUCAAGCAAGCGCAGAAACAAAAUCAUCAACUAAACGUUUCUCAGAUCCAUCUGUACUGAAUACAUUUGCAUCUGUUAUAUUUGGUAAAGAUAAUGAAAUGAAAAAUUUUCUAUCCCCAGUUAAUACAUGCCGAGAAUUAAUUAACACAAAACCUUUAAACGUAUUAUCCUCAAUUGAAAGUGGUACGAGCUGGUUAGUACCCCGACAAAUCGUAUCAAGGUAUCGUCGUGCAAGUUUUCCAAACAUCUGUUAUAAACGAGAGCAUAUUCCUACUACUGUUCUACAGCCUUUGCCAAACUAUUCAACAACUUCAAUAAACCUUCAAGGAGAUAUAAUGAAUUUCGAUAAAAUCUCAAUUUUAAUAAAUGACGAACCAGAAAUCGAAGCAACAAUCCGCCCCAUCAAGUCUGGAACUGAAACUGAAAUAUCGAUCGCAAUAAAUAAUUCUUGUGGUCUAGGGAUAGGCUGUAUAGGAGGCUGUGAAACAGCACUAAAUGUUCCAGUUAUACAUGAAAUCUAUCCUAAUGGUGCAGCGGCAAAAGAUGGACGUUUGCGUCCAGGGGAUCGAAUUAGUAAUGUCAAUCGAAUAUCAUUAGUUGGUGUACCAUUUUUGGAAGCUAUGAAUAAACUUCAAAUGGCUUAUAUUAGCAAAUCGUCUAUGAUAAAACUAGAUUCAGAUGAUGAAAAUGAAAAUAUUUCUUUAUCAAAUCAAGAACAAAGUUAUUUAAAUCUCACUAUAUUUCGACCAACAGAACAAAGUCAGAAAUGGUUUGACCAAGAAUUAGUAAUUGAAUUAUUGAAGAAAUCUGGAAAAGGUUUGGGAAUUUGUAUUGCCGAUCGAUGUGUACAUCUUAAACUAGAUGAAAAUUUGUCAGAGAAUGAAAAUACUUUAAAGGUACAAGAUAAUUCCUAUGUAAACACUUCCGAAAUGCAAACAUCAUAUGGCGUUAUUGUUACUGAAAUAAUUAAAGGAUCGAUUGCAGCAACUGAUGGUCGUCUCAUGGCAAAUGAUCAAAUCCUGGAAGUAAAUGGUAAAGAUACAAGCACAUUAACUAGUGAAAUUGUUGGUGCUCUAUUGAAGGCAGCUCCAUAUAAAGUUAUUCUCAAACUGCAUUUCUUUUUAAUGAUCCUUGUCAAGUUAGACGAUAGAAUAUACAGACUAAACAAGUAA
Messenger RNA from Schistosoma curassoni, 2403 nucleotides. NCBI's taxonomy places the organism in Eukaryota, Metazoa, Platyhelminthes, Trematoda, Strigeidida, Schistosomatidae. The record is from the annotation of a GenBank genome assembly.